Symbiodinium natans is the source of this 726-nucleotide messenger RNA. The record is from the annotation of a GenBank genome assembly. Lineage: Eukaryota; Dinophyceae; Suessiales; Symbiodiniaceae.
AUGGUGACACACAGCUGGCGGAACAAGUUCACCUUUCUGCUUGCAGCUCUCAUUGCAGACGCGUUGAACAAUGAGAAGUAUGAUCACAUCGCCCAGCUACUUUCUACUCGCCAGUUUGGCAAGCUCGUCCAUGCCUUGAGCCGUGCAAGCAAGCUCGAUGCCGCCUACUGGAUUUGUGCGUUCUCGGUGAACCAGCACACUGGGAUUUGCGCCACACCGCCGCCCACAGACUCCACCGGACAAGCCAUCAGUCCAUGUUCUUGCUCCGUGCCGAAGCACUUCGAUGGAGACCUCAGCGAAAUGAACAAGUUUGACGACAUGAUGGCGUUCUUGAAGCGCGUCUUGCGACAGCGUGGCCAGGCAAAGCUGGAGCAGGUGGUGGCUCUGGAGAAAGACUUCUCCUUGCUGUCGCGUGUAUGGUGCAUCGCAGAGCUCGUCGAGGCCCAUGAGCUCCAUCUGCAGCAGGCCGUGAAGAUGCAUUCCUCGGCCUCCCGGGACCACUGCCUCGACCGACUCCUCAGCCUGGAUGUUACGCAAGCGGAAGCUUCCUUCCCAGCGGACAAGGACCUUGUGCUUGGAAAAAUUACGGACGUGGAUGCCUUUAACUCCGACUUGCAGAAGCUCCUACUACACCGUCUGGAGAGCUUCUUGCACAGCAACAGUGCGAAGUCUUGCGCGACCCUUGUGGACGAAGUGGUGCUGGCAACAGUGAAUGUGGUCAUUUAG